AAAGUGCAGCAGUGCUUUAUCAUGCAUUUCAGCAGGUCUUCUUGAAAUUAAACUAAAACUAUGACAGCUCUUUCUCCAGAGAACUGUUCUUUUCAGUACCAGUUACACCAAACAGACCAUCCUCUAGAUGUUAAUAGUCUGUUGUAUUUGAUCAUACUUGGGAAAAUAUUGUUGAAUAUCCUCACACUAGGAAUGAGAAGAAAAAACACCUAUCAAAAUUUUAUGGAAUAUUUUUGCAUUUCACUAGCACUCGUCGAUCUUUUACUUUUGGUGAACAUUUCCAUUAUAUCCUAUUUCACAGAUUUUAUUCUUUUAGGCAUUAGGUUUACUAAAUAUCACAUCUGCCUAUUUACUCAAAUUAUUUCCUUUACUUAUGGCUUUUUGCAUUACCCGGUUUUCCUGAUAGCUUGUAUAGAUUAUUGCUUGAAUUUCUUUAAAACCAACAAGCUUUCAUCUAAGUGUCAAAAGUUAUUUUAUUUCUUCAUCGUCAUUUUAAUUUGGAUUUCAGUCCUUGUUUAUGUUUUGGGAGAUCCAGCUAUUUACCAAAGCCUGAAGGCACAGAAUGUUUAUUCUUACCAGUGUCCUUUUUAUGUCAGCAUUCAGAGUUACUGGCUAUCAUUUUCCAUGAUGCUGAUUUUACUUGUGGCUCUUAUAACUUCUUGGUCAGAAGUUAUUACCUUGAUCCAAGCUAUUAGGAUAACAUCCUAUAAGAAUGAAACUAUACUAUAUUUUCCCUUUUCAUCCCACUCUGGUUAUACUGUGAACUCUAAAAAAAUACUCUUGUCCAAGCUUAUUGUCUGUUUUCUUGGUACCUGGUUGCCAUUUGUACUACUUCAGGUUGUCAUCAUUUUAUUUAAAGUACAAAUUCCAGCAUAUAUUGAGAUGAACAUUCCCUGGUUGUACUUUGUCAACAGUUUUCUCAUUGCUGCAAUUUAUUGGUUUAAUUGUCACAAGCUUUACUUAAGAGAGAUCACACUACCUAAGGAUCCGUUCGUCAACUGGAAAUGCUGCUUCAUUCCACUUACAAUUAAUAAUCUUGAGCAAAUUGAAAAGCCUAUAUCAAUAAUAAUUUGUUAAUGUUUCAUGUUAAAACUAAUUAAAACAGCUACAACAAGAAUCAGAAUUGUACUAGUAAGAAUGGCAACUGGGGACAUACCGAAAAAAAAAAA
Urocitellus parryii (Arctic ground squirrel) is the source of this 1169-nucleotide messenger RNA. RefSeq names its product G protein-coupled receptor 160 (gene Gpr160). Gene Ontology annotation, cellular component: plasma membrane; signaling receptor complex. The record is from RefSeq and is a predicted model, not a curated record. NCBI's taxonomy places the organism in Eukaryota, Metazoa, Chordata, Mammalia, Rodentia, Sciuridae.